CUCCAAGUAGUUCGUCACUCAUAAAUGAUAUAAUAUUACUAUUACUAGACUUGUUCAAUUUUGGCAACUUCCUCAUCUUUAUAUAUAUAGAUGGUUCAAGCCAAGUACAUCUAGCAUUACAAUAAACAUAAUCAAUAAUGUCUCGUUUUGUCAUCCUUACUUCUGUCCUUCUGUUGAUUACCACUCAAUUGGUCACCGCCGUAACUUACACUGUCACGAACGCUGCAGCCAACACCCCAGGUGGAACCCGAUUCAACAAUGAAAUCGGGUCUGCGUACGCCCGUCAAUCUCUCUCUUCUGCCACUGAUUUCAUUUGGAAAACCUUCCAACAAUCCGACCCAGCUGAUCGUAAGACCAUACAACAGGUGGGUCUAACAGUGGAGACAAUGGAUGGAGUAGCCUACACAAGCAACAAUCAGAUCCAUCUGAGCGCAAACUACGUGCAAAGCUACUCAGGCAACGUGAGAACUGAAGUAACAGGAAUUUUGUACCAUGAGAUGACCCAUGUUUGGCAAUGGAACGGUAAUGGGCGGGCCCCAGGAGGAUUGAUUGAAGGGAUUGCGGAUUAUGUUAGGCUUAAAGCGGGUUACGCCCCGUCUCAUUGGGUCAAACCGGGUCAAGGUGAUAGAUGGGAUCAAGGUUAUGAUGUUACUGCUAGGUUUUUAGACUACUGUAACAGUUUGAGAGAUGAUUUUGUGGCUCAACUUAACAAGAAAAUGAAGGAUGGUUAUAGUGAUGCUUAUUUUAGUGAUUUAUUGGGUAAGUCUGUUGGUCAACUUUGGAUUGACUACAAGGCUAAGUAUAACAACUAAGUUCUGUAUUUAUUGUUAGUGAUAUGUUACAAUAUUAGACCAAUUUUCAAUAAUUCAUUGUGAUUUGUCGGAAAAAUAUCAUAUGUGUGAUGACUGAUGACUGGUGUUUUGUGUGGUUGUAAAUUCUUUUAUUUGAUGAAAAUGGUUCGGAAAAUUUUAA
Molecule: messenger RNA, 972 nt
Organism: Amaranthus tricolor (Joseph's coat)
Lineage: Eukaryota; Viridiplantae; Streptophyta; Magnoliopsida; Caryophyllales; Amaranthaceae
Exons: 2
Coding region: 138-812 (224 amino acids)
Source: RefSeq, a predicted model, not a curated record